Molecule: messenger RNA, 1840 nt
Organism: Branchiostoma floridae (Florida lancelet)
Lineage: Eukaryota; Metazoa; Chordata; Leptocardii; Amphioxiformes; Branchiostomatidae
Product: cAMP-regulated D2 protein-like
Exons: 2
Coding region: 164-1840 (558 amino acids)
Molecular function (GO): cholinesterase activity
Source: RefSeq, a predicted model, not a curated record
AACUUUUUUAUUCGCACGCUCGCACCAGUUUUGAGGUUCCCAGAGGAUAACAUGCAACCAACAUGGCCUUAUCAAGAGUCACAAGAUAACGGUCCAAAGUACGUAGUUUGCACAGCUAGCCUCAAAACAAACACAUUGACCCAGUUAGUUACACAAGAACAAGAUGGCAUCACAGAGGCAGGUGUAUCUCCUGCUAGUCCUCAGUACAGUUGUGUCCGUCUGUGUUGGCUACGUCGUCGUCAAUGAGGAUGGCCCGGUCGUUCAGACGCAGUUCGGCGCCGUGAGAGGCAUGUACGUAGAGGAGGGUGUGAUCUUCAUGGGGCUCCCCUUCGCAGACCCACCGGUGGGCGAUCUGCGAUGGAAGCCUCCCCAGACGUACAAGAAAUCCUGGGCGCCCGAUGUUCGCGACGGGACCGUACCGGGUCCAGCAUGUCGGCAGGGUAUCUGCGAUCGCCCGGACUAUCCAGACCCCGAGCACGAGUGCCCUCGAGACAUGAAACAGAGCGAAGACUGUCUAUAUCUCAACAUCUUCGCUCCCAGUCACGUCGUCAACAACUCGACUGUCAAGCUUCCAGUCUUAUUCUGGCUCUACGGUGGCAACUACGGAAUGGGCACUGGGUCUGCUCUGAUAUAUGACGGGCGUAUCCUAGCCAACAAAACCAGCACGAUCGUGGUAACGACUAACUACAGGCUGGGCGCUUUGGGCUUCCUGGUUACUGCUGGGGGUGAGGACGACGCCGAAGGAAACCAGGGUUUAUUAGACCAGGUUGAGGCGUUAAAAUGGGUUCAAGAGAACAUCGCCAGUUUCGGAGGAGACAAGGAUCGUGUCACACUUUUCGGACAGAGCUCCGGGUCAGAUUCUAUCGCUAUUCAUCUAGUCUCCGACCGAUCAGAGGCGCUUUUCCAUCGAGCCAUUAUGUUGAGCGUGCCCUUUUCCAUCCCACACAAAACUAAAUGGGAGGCUGUCCGCUUGGGAAACUACGUCGCUGAUUUGCUGAACUGUUCCCAUGGUGAUAUGACGUGUCUCCGCUCCAAAGACGCCGACGCUGUCGUCACAGCUUCUGCAAAAGCCUCCAAAUUUAUUGACAAUCCUCUCAGAGCUGUUGAGAUGUUCAUGCAGUGGGGACCGACCAUAGACUCGGACUUACUUCCCGGUCAAACCGUAGACCUCUUCUCCAAUGGAAAAUUUCAGAAGAAACCCUUCAUCAUAGGAACCACCCUGGAAGAGAACGUAAUGUACAUCUACAUGGGUUUUCAUCACCCCAUAACGAGCAAGCUGAAACUCGCCGAGCUUCUUGUCGCGUUUGUUCACGAGAAGGCGUUGGCAGUCUUGCACGAGUACGAUCCACAAAAGUCCAAAGACUACCGCCCGAUCCUAUCCGUCAUGGCCACAGACUGGAUGUUCACGUGCCCGACACGUCACGUGAUCCGCAGCGCCGCUUCCGCUGGAAGUGACGUGUGGCUGUACCUGUUCGAUCACGUCUUCUCCUUCAAACACCUGUGGGACCACCACAGUUACUGUUACGGCCACGUCUGUCACGCUGAGGACCUACCGUUUGUCUUCCAGACCACGAAACUCAUUAAUGUCAACAUGACCACUGAUGAACAGGUCCUGGCCGACAGUAUUGCGUACCACUACGGGAACUUCGCGCAUACCGGGGACCCCAACAAACCCAGUCCGUACGCGAGCAGCAUCCAACCGCCAGUUCUUCAUUGGCCAGCCUACAGUAAGGAGAACAACUACACCUGCCUGAAUAUCACCACACCGCGGAAUGUCUUGCUGGAGAACUAUCGAGGAGAGAAGUGUGAUUUCUUUGAUAAGAUAAAUGUUUAUCCUUAA